AUGACGGAGGAAGAGAAGGCCGUCGCCUCUGCACGGCGGCUCGAGUAUCCUCCAAAGUGUCAUUGCGGAGAACAAGCCGUGAUAAAUCCACGGAAUGAACUAGAGUUCGUUUGUCCUCUGCGGCGUGAAGAUCGUGGUUUUCGAAAGUGUCGUUUCGCGGAGUGGAUCUAUGGUCCAAAGAGCCAUUGGCCAGAGCCUGAGAAGCAGGAGGAGGUUCCAGAGUGGAAGAAGAAGCGGAGGUCUAUUGCGCCUCCCGUGAUGUGCAAAUGUGGUGUUGAAGCUAGCUACGGCCUAGUUCCUUCAGGUCUUGGGAUUGGCCACUUCUGUGGCCACAUGAUCGACUAUGAUGAGAGCACUCAGAAAUGCAAAUGGGAAUCAUCUGAUGAUGUGUUUAAGUUCAAAGAUGAGUAUAAGGCAAGAGUAGCAGUUCGCAAGACGAGAGGUUAUCCUGCAAACUACGUCACUGAUUUUGUGAAGGACCAUAAGAAGAAAAUGCUUGCAUUCGCCCAGGAGUUGCGUGUUCGUAACCCUGCGAGUAUUGCAUGGAAGAAGUGGUCCGAGGAGAGGGAAAAGGAGAUAGAGGAGUACCGUGCAAGGAAGGCUGAAGAGGAUGCAAGGAAGGCUGCGGAGGAGGCUGAGAGAGCUGAGAUGCAAUGCUUGAACGAUACUAUUGCCUCAUUAUGUGCUAGUGAGUCAUUUAAUUUUUGAAA
Sorghum bicolor (sorghum) is the source of this 710-nucleotide messenger RNA. RefSeq lists its product as uncharacterized. Lineage: Eukaryota; Viridiplantae; Streptophyta; Magnoliopsida; Poales; Poaceae. Bases 1 to 708 code for a protein of 235 amino acids. The transcript is spliced from 3 exons. The record is from RefSeq and is a predicted model, not a curated record.